This is a messenger RNA of Metarhizium acridum CQMa 102, 1545 nucleotides long. The record is from RefSeq and is a predicted model, not a curated record. Lineage: Eukaryota; Fungi; Ascomycota; Sordariomycetes; Hypocreales; Clavicipitaceae.
AUGGACGACACAGCUGGCUGUUCAGUGGGCGCCGACAAUGUCCUUGGCCCUCGCAUCCACGAAUCGUGCCGGGCAUUUGACUUUACCUUGCUCUUCGAAGAUGGCAUCUUCAUCACUCUUCCCGCCAUCGCUUUUCCUCCUGCUCCUACCUGGACGGCUUUAUUUACCGAUUCGCAAGUCCAGGAAGUUAACAUCAUUGAAGCUGGCAUCUUGCAAGCCGGUAUACCUCAAGCCCUCGUCAGAUUUAUUCCAUGCAUCACUAAUCAGUUGGAAUUAGGCUCUCCUCUCACUGCUAUUCUUGCUUCAUCUCGCUUACCUCGUAUUUCUUGCGCAAAGUUCUGUUUUGCAGACGAGUUUGAGUCUCACCUCAGGUUUGCUCGCUGUGAUAGCAGCAUUGAGUGCUGGUCUUUUAUCUAUUCUCGAAGACCAGCGGUCCAUUUGCCCUUCAAGUCUACUUGUCGUUUAUCUCUCUGGUUCGGCGCUGUUGGCAUUGCCACGACUACGAACUUUGUGGCCCAUUUCCUCGGUAACGGCACCACGGGCACUGUGGACGGCAGUCUUUAUUUCGACCGUUUCAAGAUCUAUCGAGUUACCACUGUUCUUCGACAGGCGGAAGUCAAAGAUUCGGCCGCGAUUACUCUCAUGGGCACCAACGCGGAGAGGAUCAUAUCUUCUUUCGGACAGAUUCACGAAGUCUGGGCAUCUGUUCCAGAGAUUGGCGUCGCAAUUUUGCUCUUGGCUCGACAAAUGUCUUUUGCAUCCGUCCUUCCCUUGAUCAUAUGCCUUGCUUCUGUUGUGGGCGCUUGUCGCAUUGCUCGCCAUUUUAGGCCUGCUCAAUUGGCAUGGGUCCGGCAGGUCCAGGCUCGGGUCGCCGUAACCGCCAAGAUGAUCGGCGACAUGAAAGCUGUCAAGAUGCUCGGCUUAACCGAUACCUUGUGUAAACUUGUUGGGAAGCUCCGUAAGGCUGAGCUUGAGGCAUCUGAAAGAUUUCGCAAACUGCUCAUCUGGCAGAUUCUCAUUGGUACGAACGCCCCGGUGGUCCUGGGACCUUUUGCUACAUUUGUAACAUACGCCGUCAUUGCCAAAGCCAGGGGUGAUGAGACGCUAUUGACUGCCCAGGCAUUUUCCUCUCUCUCUCUAAUCUCGCUGACAACAACUCCUUUGAUCCGCUUUUGCGAAGCCCUGCCGACUUGCAUGCAAGCUCUUUAUUGCUUGAAGAAGCAGGAAGAAUCCAGCGACACUAGUGCUUCUGGCCACGAGGGCAACCGCGCGCAGCGACCCAAAGUUGACCCUGCGGCUACUGUUCUUUGGCGUGUCCGUUCUACCCGCCGGGCUUUAUGUGGACUCACCGAUGGCCUCGCCAAUAACCUUGGCCACCUGGGUAGACGUCGCGAUACCGUGGAGGCGGACGGCCUCCGCGUACUCGGCACACUGGUCAAGCUCCACGCUAUAUAUGGUCAUAGGCGGCAGGUCAACGGCCGGGAACGAUUUAGACCCGUCAGGCAGCACGAGCAUACUUCGGGAAUCCCUGGUUAUGCAAAAUAA